AUGCCUAGUUCAGUGACCUCCAAACCGUCUCGCAAGCGUCAGUAUCCUAAGCCCCAUCCAUCCGACAGGUCACGAUUUCAGAAAAGACAGAAGCUUGACGCGCCGGCAUCAUCAUAUUGGGAUAACCUGUUAAAGAUUUGGUUAACCAAAGAUGCAUUAGAGGAGUUGGAUCGAAGAAACAGCCGCCCGAAACCACCCCAGAACCACCAUAGACCUGUCACUCGACGAUUUUGCACUGAGCUGAAGAAGCGCUGUAAUCCUUUUCAGUUUGUUCUGGACUUUCUCCAAAUGUACGUAACUACAAAUCUAUGCAAAUACAUCAUUGCUGAUAAUAUUGCCCAGUUUUCUAAACCGGAAAAUUUCCUCAAAAAAGCAAUCAGCUCAAGGUCGCAGAGUAGAAAGCGACGCGAAUGUUCUCCUCCAUCAACAAGCGCAGAUACAAGGAGUGCCAACAAGUCCACGAGCACCACACCCUAUAAUCGUAACUUCCAGCAGAAUUUAAUUGAUCAUGGCGUUUACCCUGACGGAUAUGAAUAUCCGGAUGGCCGAAUACCAGCAAUACUGGGAGAUCAAUGA
Molecule: messenger RNA, 576 nt
Organism: Histoplasma capsulatum G186AR
Lineage: Eukaryota; Fungi; Ascomycota; Eurotiomycetes; Onygenales; Ajellomycetaceae
Exons: 2
Coding region: 1-576 (191 amino acids)
Source: RefSeq, a predicted model, not a curated record